AGUAAUGAACCCAUACACAUCUUCUUAUGACAACAAUGAUCAGAGGCCUUCCUCGCGUCCUACUAACUCUAGACCCGCCCCGAUGGUCACGGCCACUGUAUUGAGCGUUGGAGGGAGGCCAGUACAGAAUUCCCGACCAUCUAGUGGAGUUGUCUACGACAUCAACGGGAAUAUGAUCUCAUCUGGCCAAGGCCCUUCACCCUACCCCACCGUUCUCGGUACUGUCAUACAGCCCUCCGCCCCACCAGCGCCUCUCCAAGUUCCCCCUUCCAAUAUGCAGUCGGGCAUUCAUUCAGUCCAUUCAAACAUGUCACUAUUGUACACUAGUUCUAAAGCUGAGGAGCACGCCGAAUGCGCGGUCUGUUAUGACACGCUACCUGGUAAAGCUGAGGCUCCCGUUUGCGUUCUCACUGGCCCCGACAGCCGCCGAGUUUGUCCUCAUUACUUCCACGUUGAAUGUGUGAAGUAUAUGAUGAGCUCAGAUCAGAAUUCAUGUCCACUUUGCAGGACACCCUACGUCUACUAUCUCCCCAUUCCAGAUGUCGAUAAGGACCCACAGGCCUGGUUCCGGGCAGUUGAUUUGAAUGGUGACGGUAAACUUGACAAACAGGAAGUGAUGUUUGUGCUAAAGUCAACUCUGCCUAUAAACUAUCAACGGCUCGAGAAAGAUUUCGACAAAUUGUUCCGGAGGUGGGACACCAGUGGUGACGGUUACAUUCAAUAUAAGGAGCUCAUGGGCCCCACAGGGCUCGUCAACUUCGUCAGGAAAAAUUUCAGACGAGGCACGAAAGACUUGGAAAAUGGUGCAGGGUGCAUGCCAAGCUUGAGGAGCAAUAAGGUUGCCUGGUUCGAGUAUUGGGAUGAAGAUCGGAAUGGCGUAUUGGAUAAGGAGGAAGUCACUCGAGCUCUCAUUAAAACGUUUGCGUGGCAGAGGGCUUCUUUGGAGCAAAAUUCGACGGCCCGUAUGAUUAUUGAUGCAUUAUGGAGCGAUUUCGAUGUUGAUGGUGAUGGAACAAUCGAUAGUAGAGAAUUUUGCCGGUCCGAUACGGGUUUGGCCGACACGUUCCUCGCUAACACCCCUCCAUUAUGAUUCCACGAGAGUGUGGUAGUAUUCCUUUUGUAACGAGCGGUUGAGAUUUCAUCACCACAUAUACC
Perkinsus marinus ATCC 50983 is the source of this 1155-nucleotide messenger RNA. RefSeq lists its product as hypothetical. The record is from RefSeq and is a predicted model, not a curated record. NCBI's taxonomy places the organism in Eukaryota, Perkinsozoa, Perkinsida, Perkinsidae. The transcript is spliced from 11 exons. The coding region runs from base 5 to 1090 and encodes 361 amino acids. Gene Ontology annotation, molecular function: calcium ion binding.